Molecule: messenger RNA, 534 nt
Organism: Linum tenue
Lineage: Eukaryota; Viridiplantae; Streptophyta; Magnoliopsida; Malpighiales; Linaceae
Source: the annotation of a GenBank genome assembly
UCAAAUUCAAAACCCCACCUUCACCUCUCUCCCUUCAAUUCCCCCUCCAUUACUCUAUUUCUUCACCCGGAAACCCAACUCAACCAACCCCUUUUCCCAACACACAUUCAGUUCCAUUCCCCUCUUCCCUUCAUUGAAAGAAAUGAGCUCCUUCGUCCAAGGGUUCCAGAAGAGCAGAUCCGCCGCCCUCCCGGUGUCCCAACCCGGCGGCGGCUGCGAGCAGGGGAGGAGACUGUCCUCCUUCUCCUCAUUCUCUUCCGUGCAGCCCAUAUCGAGCUCGCUGUCGGCGAUGAAGCAUCGCGCAGGAGACGCCAUCAGAAGCUGGGGGGAGUGGGGCGGGAUCCUGCCCAAGAAGCCAGCUCAGGAUCUGGAGACGAACUAUUACGAGGAGGCCUAGUAGUAACUUGAUUUGCUUUUGGCGUGGAGCACAAGCAAAGAAGGAACACCUUCCAUUGAUCUAUUUAUCAAAAGGGAAAAUUCGUUUUGUACUCGAUGAACACAUUUCUCGGUUUAUGGAGUUUGAAGCAAGUUUCA